AUGGACACUGCUGUACCUGUCGAGGGCGUUCCCUCGCCGACCAAAAAGGCCUACAAGCCGGCCGCCGACGCGCCCGCCGUCCCCGAGGGCCCCUCCGACCUCCGAGGCUCGCUCCGCCCCCGGACCAACUGGGACGAGCUCCUGCGCGUCAAGCCUGCACAGAGCCGCAUGGCCGUCGCGCGCGGCCACACCACCACCGCCUCGUCCUCGCACCGCCGCCCUCUCGGACCCGCCGCGACCGAGCCCAUCCUCUCGUUCGCCCAGCCCUCGGUCCCGUCCUACGCCGGCUACUUCAAGUCGUCCAAGGACGCCCUCGACGAGGCGUACGCCGCCGUGCACGGCGCGCCCGUCCCGAGCGCGACGGGCAAGCGCGCAGACGAGCUGCGGCCCAUGUGGGAGACGGGCAGUGCGAGCGACGCCGCCUCGACCCGUGCAGCGAGCCUCAGGGCGGGCGACAGCGGGUUCUGGGGCGCGGCGGGCGCGGCGGCGGGACCGGUGCACGUGCAGGCGCACGCGCAGGCCGACGACGACGGCGACGGCUUCGACCUCGACGAGGCGCUCGGGCCGGCCACGGGCGGCCUCAUGAGCUUUGCCGGGUUCAGCAGCGGCGUGGCGCAGGCGCCCACCGUCAACGUCGACUCGCAGGGCUCGGGCUCGACCGCGCACGCCGUCACGCAGCGGUUCAAGCGCGCGUUCGACGGCGACGCGCCGCCGUCGGCGGCCGCGCAGGGCGAGGUCGACGACGAGGAGAUGGCGGCGACCGACGUCGAGGACGAGGGCGGCGACGAGCCGGCGCCGAUGGGCGGGUUUGGUCAGGCGAGGCGCGUCGCCGGCCUGAGGAAGGGCUGGGGCAAGACGCAGAGCCUGCCGCCGAGCGCUUUCGCCUCGAUGGACUUCUGAGCGGCGAGUCCCGCCUCGCCACCGUCCCCUCCAUGUCUCCUCCGUAGCUUCCCCUCUCGAGCAGUGCUCCUUUCGUCGCCCCGUCCCUCUUGCAGCCCUUGUCACGCUUUCCUCGUCUGUUUCCG
Messenger RNA from Rhodotorula graminis WP1, 1025 nucleotides. RefSeq lists its product as uncharacterized. The record is from RefSeq and is a predicted model, not a curated record. Lineage: Eukaryota; Fungi; Basidiomycota; Microbotryomycetes; Sporidiobolales; Sporidiobolaceae. The transcript has 2 exons. The coding region runs from base 1 to 900 and encodes 299 amino acids.